Molecule: messenger RNA, 3169 nt
Organism: Impatiens glandulifera
Lineage: Eukaryota; Viridiplantae; Streptophyta; Magnoliopsida; Ericales; Balsaminaceae
Product: lon protease homolog 1, mitochondrial-like
Exons: 18
Coding region: 123-2984 (953 amino acids)
Biological process (GO): mitochondrion organization; protein catabolic process; protein quality control for misfolded or incompletely synthesized proteins
Cellular component (GO): mitochondrial matrix
Molecular function (GO): ATP-dependent peptidase activity; ATP hydrolysis activity; serine-type endopeptidase activity
Source: RefSeq, a predicted model, not a curated record
CACGAUGUUUCCAGUUGGUUGCAUAAAUUACCAAUAAACUUAAUUAGCUGACUGCAUAAUCACUCAGGAAAAAGAAAAAAGGUUCAAUCUUGGCGCUCAAUUUUCACUUCUUACAGCCACUCAUGUUAAAGGCCCUGACAUCUUCGUCUCUACGAGGUCAAUUCUAUGCCAGGGCCUCGCCACUACCAACAUAUAGGCAUAAGGGGACUGAUUCGAACACGCCAUUAUUGCGGAUUUUCGGUUCUCUAAGAGAAUCGACUCGUCCAAACACUGGUUUAUGCUGGAGAGUCUUCUUUUGCUCGGAAUCCGGCGGCGAUGGCUCUGAGCCCUUUGCAGACUCCACUUCAGAGGCAAAGCCAGCUGAGGUGGAAACUGAAGAAUCGGAUCCAAAGUCUUCUGCUAUAGUACCUAUAUUCAAUCCGGAUGAUUGUCUUACGGUUCUCGCGUUGCCACUGCCUCAUCGACCAUUAUUUCCAGGAUUCUACAUGCCUAUUGCUGUUAAGGAUCCCAAGUUAUUAGCAGCUUUAACGGCUAGUAAAAAACGUCAAGCACCUUACGCGGGUGCCUUUCUGGUUAAAGAUGAUCCAGGAAGUGAGUCUAAUUUAACAUCUAUUUCAGAUACGGAUAAAAGUGUAUACAACCUUAAGGGAAAGGAUUUGUUGAAUCGGCUUCAUGAAGUUGGUACACUAGCUCAGAUCUCGAGUAUUCAAGGUGAUCAGGUGGUUCUUAUUGGUCAUAGGCGACUUCGAAUAACAGAGAUGGUCAGCGAUCACCCUCUAACAGUUAAAGUUGAACAUCUUAAGGAUACACCCUAUGAUAAAGAUGAUGACCUUAUAAAGGCUACAUCAUUUGAAGUCAUAUCUACCCUGAGGGAUGUUUUAAAGACAAGUACCCUUUGGAGAGAUCAUGUUCAGACUUACUCUCAGCAUAUAGGUGACUUCAAUUACCCAAGGUUAGCUGACUUUGGAGCGGCAAUAUCUGGUGCAAACAAACAUCAAUGCCAAGAAGUGCUUGAAGAGUUAGACGUCUAUAAAAGGUUAAGGCUCACAUUGGAAUUAGUAAAGAAGGAGAUGGAAAUUAGUAAAAUUCAGGAAUCAAUAGCAAAAGCAAUUGAAGAGAAGAUAAGUGGUGAACAACGUCGUUACUUGUUGAAUGAACAACUUAAGGCCAUAAAGAAGGAACUGGGUCUCGAAGCGGAUGAUAAAACGGCUCUUUCUGCUAAAUUUAGAGAUAGAAUUGAACCCAUCAAAGAAAACAUCCCAGCUCAUGUUUCGCAAGUUAUAGAAGAAGAAUUAACAAAAUUGCAGCUUUUGGAGGCUAGUUCAAGUGAAUUUAACGUGACACGUAACUAUCUUGAUUGGUUGACUGCAUUGCCUUGGGGCAGUUACAGUGAUGAGAACUUCGAUGUAGUUCGGGCACAAAAAAUUCUUGAUGAAGAUCAUUAUGGAUUGGAUGAUGUGAAGGAAAGAAUAUUGGAAUUCAUAGCUGUUGGGAAACUCAGAGGAACCUCUCAAGGAAAGAUAAUCUGUCUCUCUGGGCCUCCUGGAGUGGGAAAAACUAGCAUAGGCCGUUCAAUUGCCCGUGCUUUGGAUCGCAAGUUUUAUCGUUUUUCUGUUGGAGGAUUGUCUGAUGUUGCGGAGAUCAAGGGGCAUCGCCGUACAUAUAUAGGUGCCAUGCCAGGAAAGAUGGUGCAAGCCUUGAAGAACGUUGGAACAUCUAAUCCUCUUGUUCUUAUUGAUGAGAUUGACAAGCUAGGACGCGGACAUGCAGGCGAUCCAGCUAGUGCCAUGUUGGAGCUUCUGGAUCCAGAACAAAAUUCAAAUUUUCUGGAUCAUUAUCUUGAUGUUCCAAUUGACUUAUCCAAGGUCCUAUUUGUCUGUACAGCAAAUGUGAUCGAAACGAUACCCAAUCCUCUGUUGGAUAGAAUGGAGAUAAUUUCCAUAGCUGGUUAUAUAACUGAUGAGAAAAUGCACAUUGCCAGAGACUAUUUGGAGAAAGCUACACGAGAAGCCUGUGGGAUUCGGCCUGAACAGGUGGAAGUGACAGACGCUGCUCUUCUUGCUUUGAUUGAAAACUACUGUAGAGAAGCAGGUGUUAGAAAUCUUCAGAAACAGAUAGAGAAAAUAUAUCGUAAGGUAGCUCUGCUACUUGUGCGACGAGGGGCAGAUAAAGAAUCGGAAGUUAAAGAAGAACCAGUCCCUGAAUUGGUGGAUGUAGUCGUAGGAGACGUCCAGUUAGUGGGCGAAUCAUUAGAAGAUGGGAAAGUUGAAGUGGUUCCGGAAGCUUCUACAGAAAUGAGUUCUCAGGAAGCAGCAUCAGUAGAUAAAGUGUUGAUAGAUAAAUCGGAGUUGACAGAUUUUGUUGGCAAACCGGUGUUUCAUGCAGAGCGCAUAUUUGAUCAGACACCUAUUGGGGUGGUAAUGGGUCUUGCUUGGACUUCUAUGGGGGGUUCGACCCUAUAUAUCGAGACUAGCAUUGUUGAGCAAGGGGAGGGGAAAGGGGCUGGCUUGCAUCUGACUGGGCAACUUGGGGAUGUGAUGAAAGAGAGUGCACAGAUUGCCCACACAGUCGCCAGAUCUAUAUUGCUACAGAAGGAACCAGAUAACUCUUUCUUUGCCAAUUCUAAGCUUCAUCUUCAUGUUCCUGCUGGAGCUACACCAAAGGAUGGACCUAGUGCUGGAUGUACCAUGAUCACUUCAUUAAUGUCUCUUGCAAUAAACAAGCCUGUCAAAAAGGACAUUGCAAUGACUGGAGAGGUCAUACUGUCUGGAAAAAUUCUCCCAAUUGGCGGGGUGAAGGAGAAGACUAUAGCAGCUAGACGAAGCGGUGUGAAGAUAGUCAUAUUUCCUUCAGCCAACAGACGAGAUUUUGAUGAGCUUGCACCUAACAUUAAGGAAGGACUUGAGGUCCACUUUGUGGAGGACUACAAUCAAAUAUUCGAUUUGGCUUUUGGCGAAAAUAAAACUUCCUUGCAAGACAAUUAGGAUCUUGAUAUUAUUGCUUUGUAAAAUUUUGACUGGAUUUGAUUUUUGUCUGAUCAGUCUGAUUCUUAUUGAAGUUAAAAUAUUAGAAUAAUAUCAUUUAUCCUAAAUUAUUACUAUUAUGAAUUGUUUUGGGUAGAAUGAGGUUUAUUAGGUUAAAAGAAGUUGAUCAUAUAUUUGAUUCUUGA